This is a messenger RNA of Pogoniulus pusillus (Red-fronted tinkerbird), 4770 nucleotides long. RefSeq names its product receptor tyrosine kinase like orphan receptor 1 (gene ROR1). The transcript is spliced from 9 exons. Gene Ontology annotation, biological process: positive regulation of canonical NF-kappaB signal transduction; positive regulation of phosphatidylinositol 3-kinase/protein kinase B signal transduction; multicellular organism development. The coding region runs from base 272 to 3091 and encodes 939 amino acids. Gene Ontology annotation, molecular function: ATP binding; Wnt-protein binding; protein kinase activity. NCBI's taxonomy places the organism in Eukaryota, Metazoa, Chordata, Aves, Piciformes, Lybiidae. The record is from RefSeq and is a predicted model, not a curated record. Gene Ontology annotation, cellular component: signaling receptor complex; plasma membrane.
CGGAGCCGGUGUGCGGAGGGGGGGCGGCUCGGUCGGGGCCGGGCCGAGCGGAGUGCGGAGCUGGCGCAAAGUGACAAGUGAGGGGCUGAGAGCGGCGAAGGCGGCGGCCGCUCGUGCUCUCGCUUCCCCGCCCGUCAGGACAGCUCAGCCCCGAGGGCGCGGCGUGGGACGGUUCGAGAGGAGACGCGGCCCCGUCGGCGCUACGCGGGACCGGCCCGGGACGCCGGCGCUGCGCGGUGGAUGUGGGAGUAAGAGCGGCGCCGGCUCAGGAAUGCAGCAGCCGGGCGGCGGGGACGGGAGCCUCCUGCUGCUCCCGCUGCUCCUGCUGCUGCGGGCGGGCAGCCGGGCGGAGCUGGGGGACGCCACGCAAGGAGCAAAUUCAUCCCUUAUUGCUGAUUUCAUGCCUACAUCAUCAUGGAACAUCUCAAGUGAAUUAGAUAAAGAUUACUUCUUGACACUUGAUGAACCCAUGAAUAACAUAACCACCACCCUUGGCCAGACCGCAGAGCUGCACUGUAAGGUCUCUGGCAAUCCCCCUCCGACAGUGCGCUGGCUGAAGAACGACGCUCCGGUUGUGCAGGAGCCCCGCAGGAUCUCCUUCCGUGCCACCAGCUAUGGGUCGCGGCUGCGCAUCAGGAACCUCGACACGACGGACACUGGCUACUUCCAGUGCGUCGCCACCAACGGCAGGAAGACUGUUUCUACUACUGGUGUGCUCUUCGUCAAGUUUGGUCCCCCGCCAACAGCAAGCCCGGGAUCAUCUGAUGAGUACGAAGAGGAUGGGUUUUGCCAGCCUUACCGGGGCAUCGCCUGCGCGCGCUUUAUUGGGAACCGGACGAUUUACAUGGAGUCCUUGCACAUGCAGGGGGAAAUUGAAAACCAGAUUACAGCUGCCUUCACCAUGAUUGGCACUUCCAGCCAUUUGUCAGAUAAAUGCUCCCAGUUUGCCAUCCCUUCGCUGUGCCAUUACGCCUUCCCCUACUGCGACGAGACCUCCUCAGCUCCCAAGCCGCGAGACCUGUGCCGUGAUGAAUGUGAAAUCCUGGAGAAUGUCCUGUGUCAGACUGAGUAUAUUUUUGCAAGAUCUAAUCCCAUGAUUCUGAUGAGAUUAAAGCUGCCCAACUGCGAAGAUCUUCCCCAGCCUGACAGCCCCGAAGCCGUCAAUUGUAUCCGGAUUGGGAUUCCGAUGGCAGAUCCCAUAAAUAAAAAUCACAAAUGCUACAACAGCACAGGAGUAGAUUACCGGGGCACAGUCAGCGUGACCAGGUCGGGGCGGCAGUGCCAGCCCUGGAACUCGCAGUACCCCCACAUCCACACCUUCACCGCCAUCAGGUACCCCGAGCUCAACGGGGGCCACUCCUACUGCCGCAACCCAGGGAACCAGAAGGAUGCUCCGUGGUGCUUCACCUUGGAUGAAAACUUCAAGUCUGAGCUUUGUGACGUCCCAGCAUGUGAUUAUAAGGAUUCCAAGGAAAAGAACAAAAUGGAAAUCCUGUAUAUCCUGGUGCCAAGUGUCACCAUUCCCCUGGCCAUAGCCUUGCUCUUCUUCUUCAUCUGCAUCUGUCGCAACAAUCAGAAGUCAUCCUCCCCUCCUGUUCAGAGACAGCCUAAACAUGUGAGAGGACAGAAUGUGGAGAUGUCAAUGCUCAAUGCCUACAAACCAAAGAGCAAGGCUAAGGAGCUACCUCUGUCUGCUGUUCGUUUCAUGGAAGAACUGGGUGAAUGUGCCUUUGGCAAGAUCUACAAGGGCCACCUCUACCUUCCGGGCAUGGAUCAUGCUCAGCUUGUGGCUAUCAAGACACUAAAAGACUUUAACAACCCCCAGCAGUGGGCAGAGUUCCAGCAAGAAGCAUCCCUCAUGGCUGAACUCCAUCACCCUAACAUCGUUUGCCUCUUAGGCGUUGUCACUCAGGAGCAGCCCAUCUGCAUGCUUUUUGAGUACAUGAACCAAGGAGACCUCCAUGAGUUCCUCAUCAUGAGGUCACCCCAUUCAGAUGUGGGAUGCAGCAGUGAUGAGGAUGGGACUGUAAAAUCCAGCCUGGACCACGGGGAUUUCCUGCAUAUUGCCGUGCAGAUCGCAGCAGGGAUGGAGUACUUAUCCAGCCAUUUUUUUGUCCAUAAGGACCUCGCCGCUCGUAACAUUUUAAUUGGAGAGCAGCUUCAUGUGAAAAUUUCAGACCUUGGGCUCUCAAGAGAAAUCUACUCAGCUGAUUACUACAGAAUCCAGAACAAGUCCCUCUUGCCAAUCCGCUGGAUGCCGCCCGAGGCCAUCAUGUACGGCAAGUUCUCUUCCGAUUCGGAUAUUUGGUCGUUUGGGGUUGUUCUGUGGGAAAUAUUCAGCUUUGGACUCCAACCCUAUUACGGAUUUAGUAACCAAGAGGUCAUAGAGAUGAUCAGGAAAAGGCAGCUGCUGCCGUGCUCUGAAGACUGUCCUCCCAGAAUGUACAGCCUGAUGACAGAGUGCUGGCAUGAUCUGCCGUCCCGGAGGCCACGCUUUAAGGAAAUCCACGCCAGGCUGCGCUCCUGGGAGGGUCUUUCAAGUCACACAAGUUCUACUACCCCCUCCGGUGGGAAUGCCACCACUCAAACGACUUCCCUCAGCGCAAGCCCAGUGAGCAACCUCAGUAACCCCAGAUACCCCAACUACAUGUUUCCAGCACAAGGUAUACCACAAGGCCAGAUCGCCGGCUUCAUCGGGCCUCCCAUACCUCAGAACCAGCGGUACAUCCCCAUCAACGGGUACCCCAUUCCGCCAGGAUACGCCGCCUUCCCGGCUGCCCACUAUCAACCUCAAGCUCCACCUCGAGUCAUCCAGCACUGUCCUCCUCCAAAGAGUCGUUCUCCCAGCAGUGCCAGCGGGUCGACCAGCACAGGCCACGUCACAAGUUUGCCGUCUUCGGGCUCCAACCAGGAAGCAAAUAUUCCUUUGCUAUCCCAUAUGGCAAUUCCUAAUCACCCGGCGGGAAUUGGUAUCACAGUGUUUGGAAACAAAACACAAAAACCAUACAAAAUUGACUCGAAGCAAUCUUCCCUACUAGGGGACUCCAGCAUCCAUGGAGCCAACGACUCCAUGAUUUCCGCCGAGUUGUAAAUAAGCAAGGGCCUUUGUAAAUAUAACUCUUUACAAGAGGGAACUAGGAAGGGGCAGGAAAGAUUUCUAUUCAGAUAUUUUAUUAAACGAUUCCUUCUGGCGGUUUAAGAGGCGCUGCAGCCAAGUAUCUUCUGUGAAGUUUCACUGCUCACCAGCACGGGCAGACACAACCAGACAGAGAUCAGUUGCGGUAGGAAUACUCCUGCGUCAUCAGUGGAUGCCUUUGCUCAAGUGCCACCGACAAAGUCAAAAAGGGGAAGAGGAAUUUUUGUUUUUUGAAUUAAAACCUGUUACCAUAGGCUUUUUUUUCACAGCUUUUUAGACCUCUGGUGUGGUUUAUAUCACGGGAACUUUUUGAUACUGAAAGCAUAUUUUAAUAUUUGUCUCUGUUUUUUAGGAGAUGCCAAUGCUCGGAGGUCCGCUGGGUGUGCAAUGUCGGUUCCAAGAGCUAGUUAAAGUAUUUGUAAAUGUUGCAGCCGAGGCUUACGUUUCAAAUGUGUGAUCUGAGAGCUGAAUAAUUUCCUUCAGGUAGGAUUUGGGUCUUUUGUCAAGUUGGGAGGCUGAGUUCAGAGUCAGACCAAACAGGAAAAAAAGGAAAGUCGUUUAGGUGACAGAGCAAUAAUUUGAGUUCGCAACUUGCGGUCUGCAAGCAUCAUCUGCCCUUGGCUGCAGAUGAUGGCUGGGGUCCUAAGAAAUUGCCUUAAAAAGGGAAUGAAAUUAAAGCAUUUUAAUUUCAGAACCUGGAUCAACUCACUCAAAAUUUCAGACAGUUCAAGCAGAAAUCUUAUAUCCUUUUGUUGCUAUGCAACGGUGUAAUGGAAAGGCUCCAAACCACAAUUUUAUAUAUGACAAUCAGGAUUUCUUCUCUCUCUUUUCCUCCCUCCCCUCCCACCCCCCUCAGGAAUAUUUAUUGUUUUAGACCAAUGUGUAAUUUCAAUGACUAUGACUCCAGGAACCCUGAGGGGAAAAAAAAAAUGAAAGACAGGGAAACUCACAUUCCAUCAGGCAGCGAAUCCAUCGAUGGCAGUUUUGUCUGUCACUGCUAAUAAUGUGAAGGGGUGCGAACUUUCACCUUAGGAAAGAUGACCUUCGUGUCAUUGCCAACAACAAGAAAAGUCAUUCAGGUCUAAACACCCAAGAUUAGUCAUUUAAAACCACUUUAAUGAGUCACUAAAGUGCUGUGUGCUUUCCAGUUUUCCACAGACUCUUGAUUUUCUGUUGGUAUUAAGUAGUGGGGUUUAUUGUACCCAGAACAAGCCCAACCUUUCUUUUUUUUGCUCAGUUGACAAUGGUGUAUGAUAGGACUCUUAUCUCUUUUGCACAGAAGCCUGAUAAUGUUUUGUACAGCAGAAGUGAAAAAUAACAUCUCUGCCUUUUAUAUCUUGGUCUGUUUCUAUUUUUAACCUGAUGUAGAUGUUCUUGAAAUAUAUUAUGGUGAUACUCAGCCACUACCUUAUCCAAAUAGUUUUCUUUUGUCACUGCAUGCGUUUAAUCACUGUAUUACUUGAUGAUUGACUUAGUAAUUAUGGGCAUUUCAAUUAGGCAAGCAUGAAAAUGUAACAACAAAGGCUAUUUUAUAAUUAAGAUAUGUGCAUUUUUUUGUAUUUCACGUGCCAGAGAUGAUAUUAAACACUGAUUAUUUUAUGCUGCUGUUCAUUAAAACAUCGUUCUACCAUAAA